UCAGCUAUUUUCGGGAUUACGAUAUCAGAAGAUUCACUAGUGACAAAUUGAAAUACUUCACUGACAAUUUCAGCAAAAACAAUUACAUUGGAAAAUUUCAGUUUGGCAAGAUCUUUCGUGGAGUUUAUACGAAUAGUUCUAUUGGAAAUCGAAACAUCAUUGUUAAGAUAUGGGACAAUGAUCAAAAUCUGCAACAUAAUUUACUGAGACUAGGGGAUGAAAUAUUACUUUUACAUCAUGAAAUGUAUAUUUGUCAUCCUGGGAUGGUUAGAAUGAUGGGUUACUGUCUUGAAGAUGAAAAUGUUGCCAUUGUAUUGUUUGUGAAGUUUCAGAAUUCCAUGCAUAAUCUCCUCUCAAGUGGUAUAUUUCUUUUCAUUCUAUGAAAGUAGCAUUCUAUAUUUUUUAUUGCGCAUGUCCUUUAGGAGUUGCAAGAUUCCUAAACUCCCGAAAGUAAACUAACUGGUGCAUCAUAGACACCAUAUAGAGUAUAUACUAACAUGUGCUUUUUCCAUAUUUAGGUGAAUUUAAAUGGCUACAUAGGACUAAAGCUGCGUGCGGAGUGGCUUCUCUCCUCAAGUUUUUGCAUGUUGUACCGCAUCGCAUGGAUCCUUUCGUUAUUCGUAAUCUGCGUUCAACUCAUAUAUUGUUAGAUGAGGAAUACAAUCCGAAGUUAAUUGACUUUGGUAUGAUAAUUGGUGGGAUUUUUCCAAGCUUGGGAAGAGAACCAGCUAAUGACAUACGCUCAGGCACUUGGACCACGAAGGACGAUGUCUUGUCUUUUGGGUUGUUGCUUCAAUGCUUGAUAUCUGAAAAUAUGAAAAUUGAGUCGGAUGAUGGAUGUUUGGCUACUUCAAAUGAUAUAGAGAAGACGACUCUUGUACACGAGAGAUUACAGAAAGAUCCAACAUAUUGCAAUGAAGAUGGAAAAGAGAUUACAAGGCUGAUUGUGCAAUGCGUACAACCUGAUUAUACUUGUCGGCCUACAAUGUCUGAAGUUGUGGAGGCUUUCCAAAAAUUAAAAGUGGUCGAGACCCACCAAGAAAUUAUGUGCGUAGAGAAAAUGUUUUGGGACAAGUGUAGUGCUGAGAAGCCUAUGAAUCCUUCAAAACCUAAUAUGCCUAGAAUUCAUCGGCUGUAUAUCUGACCAACAACUUUACAUUAGACUUUGGAUAUAUAGUUAACUUUAGAAUUAAAGAAUUGUUAUGUUUGGAACAAUGUAUUUAUUGUUUUUGGUUUUUCAUUUUCACUAUCUUAGGCUUUACU
Messenger RNA from Impatiens glandulifera, 1263 nucleotides. Its product is annotated as probable serine/threonine-protein kinase PBL23. The transcript has 4 exons. The record is from RefSeq and is a predicted model, not a curated record. Gene Ontology annotation, biological process: protein phosphorylation. NCBI's taxonomy places the organism in Eukaryota, Viridiplantae, Streptophyta, Magnoliopsida, Ericales, Balsaminaceae. Bases 602 to 1144 code for a protein of 180 amino acids. Gene Ontology annotation, cellular component: plasma membrane. Gene Ontology annotation, molecular function: protein kinase activity; ATP binding.